Molecule: messenger RNA, 2697 nt
Organism: Toxotes jaculatrix (banded archerfish)
Lineage: Eukaryota; Metazoa; Chordata; Actinopteri; Toxotidae
Gene: arvcfa
Product: ARVCF delta catenin family member a
Exons: 16
Coding region: 1-2697 (898 amino acids)
Biological process (GO): cell-cell junction assembly; cell-cell adhesion
Cellular component (GO): plasma membrane; adherens junction; cytoplasm
Molecular function (GO): cadherin binding
Source: RefSeq, a predicted model, not a curated record
AUGCCUGCUGAAGUGAAAGAGGAGCAGAGUUCAGAGGGUCCUCCUCCACUAUCUUUGCCCCAGGAGGUCAAAGAGGCCCCUCUGGACAACCCAUCCACUAACGACGAACUGGACACGCCCACCUCCAUCGCCUCAGUGAUGACCUCGACCAAUGAGAGCUCCACGGAGACCGACACCCCACUGCAGACAGACACUGAGGAGUCCAAGGCUGUGGAACAAGAGGGAGAACAGGCCCUGAGUGAGACCCAUGAGUCCACAGAGACACAACUGGUGAACCUCCAGACAUCAGAUGCACCUGAUCUUGUGUCGACUCCAGUUGUUCAAGAUAACGCUCCUCUUGAGCAAACUGUUCCUGAAGCAAACACUGAACCCUCUGAGUCUGUUACACCAACUGCAAUGACCAGCAGCACCACCACAGCACCCCCACAACCUCAGGUGGUUCUGCAGCCUGGGGAGCCUCAGCCAGUGAAUCCAGACAGCCAGAGCAGAGUGUACACCCUGCCUGACAGCUACAGAGGCAUUGGGGGUGACUUAUGUGCUGGGUAUGGAAGCCUGUCCCGCGCCACCCUCCAUAGCUACUGGCCUGCCAAAAACUUCCAGCCUGGGGCUCACUACACCUUACCCUUCCUCAGGGACAGCUUUGCUCCGGCGGGACUCAGCAGUCAGACAGAGGAGGAUGCCCUCUGCCAAAGGGGAGAAAACCCUCUGGACAUGAAGACUGACCACCCAACGGCUAGUUACCCAACGCUGGGGGGGAUCCACCAGUUCAGGCCAAUUACCACCAUGGAGCUCCUCAGAGAGCCCUCAAGAACCAGAGGUGGCUAUGAUGAUGCCUUCAUGGCCCAGCUGGAGGGGAACCUGAAUCCUUUUUUCCAGGCCAUGUGCAGAGCUCAGACCCUGCAGUUCCCUCACAAACGCAGCAGCAUGGUCAGCCUGGACAGCAUCCGCAGAGAUCCGCGCUGGAGAGACCCCAACCUGCAUGAGGUUAUCUCGAUGCUCAGCCACCCAAUGGACCCUGUCAAGUCCAAUGCAGCUGCUUAUUUGCAACACCUGUGUUAUGAAAACGAUCGCAUCAAGCAGGAAGUUCGCCAGCUUGAUGGGGUCCCGAUCUUAGUGGAAUUGCUGGACCACCCCAAAGCUGAGGUCCACCGCAAGGCCUGUGGUGCUUUGCGCAACAUUUCCUUUGGAAAAGACCACAAUAACAAAAUGGCCAUCAAGAGCUGUGAUGGCAUACAAGCUUUAGUCAGACUGCUGAGGAAGUCCAGCAGCAUGGAGGUCAAAGAGUUAGUCACAGGCACUUUGUGGAACCUCUCCUCACACGAGCCUCUGAAGAUGAUGGUCAUCAACAACGGGCUUCAAACACUGACUGACGAAAUCAUCAUCCCACAUUCAGGCUGGAGGAGAGACUCAUCUGACCCUUCCAAAAUUCAGAGCGCUGAGUGGACCACGGUCUUCAAGAACACCUCAGGAUGUCUGAGGAACGUCAGCUCAGAUGGAGCAGAGGCUCGACAGAGGUUGAGGGAGUGUCAGGGGCUGGUGGACGCUCUCCUUCAUGCUCUUCAGUCAGCUGUUGUCAACAAGGAUACUGACAAUAAGUCAGUGGAGAACUGCGUCUGUAUUCUGCGAAACCUGUCCUAUCACGUACACAAAGAAAUACCAGGAGCUGAGCGAUUUCAGGAGCCCCAUGCCAAUCAUCUGAUGAGGUCAGUAGGGCACCAAAAGAAGAAGAAUGAGCCUGACUGUUUUGGCGGGAAAAAACCCAAAGAGGAGUGGUUCAAUCAAGGUUGGAAAAAUGGAUUUAUGGACAGAAAAUACGGUACAUUGGAUUUACCAAAACGUUCAGAACAAAUGAAAGGAUUGGAGCUGCUGUACCAGCCUGAGGUGGUGAGACUCUACCUCUCUCUCCUCACCUGCAGUCACAACCACAACACCCUGGAGGCGGCUGCUGGAGCGUUGCAGAACCUUGCUGCGGGACACUGGGCCUGGUCCAGCUACAUCCGGGCCACUGUGAGAAAAGAGAAAGGGCUGCCUAUUCUGGUGGAGCUGCUGCGCUCAGAUGUGGACAAAGUGGUGCGAGCUGUGGCCAUUGCCCUUCGCAACCUGGCCAUGGACAGAAGGAAUAAAGACCUAAUAGGGAGUUAUGCUUUGAGGGACCUUGUUGGUAAUCUGCCAUGUGGGCAGCAGCACCCAGCGAAGAAUCUUGAGGGAGACACGGUGGUGUCUAUUCUGAAUACUAUCCAUGAGAUCAUCACAGACAGUCCAGAGAAUGCCCGAGCGCUCAUACAGGGUCAUGCUGUGCAGAAGCUCGUGGCCAUCAACAAGUCCAGCCAAUCAGUGCGGGAAACCAAGGCAGCUUCCCAUGUGCUCCAGACAAUAUGGGCCUACAAGGACCUCAGAAACACUUUGAACAAGGCAGGCUGGAACAAGAGCCACUUUAAGCCAACAACCACAGGAGUGACUAAAAAGUCCAAGAGUGGAAAGCAAGGCAGCGAUGACAUCACCUUGCCUCUCAUGGACAAAAACCAAGAUGUAUAUUCCAGCUUAGAGCCAAAUGAUAGAGUUGGGGAGGGAAAAGGGCCUGUUGUGGAAAGAGAUGCUCUCCAGGCGAUAAGUGAAAGAAAACACUUCAUCAGAGCUGGCAGGCCUGCAGUGGGCCUCAUGGAUAACAAACCUCCACCACUGGACUCCUGGGUGUAA